This is a messenger RNA of Saprolegnia parasitica CBS 223.65, 987 nucleotides long. RefSeq lists its product as hypothetical. Gene Ontology annotation, cellular component: cytoplasm; cytosol. The transcript has a single exon. Lineage: Eukaryota; Oomycota; Saprolegniomycetes; Saprolegniales; Saprolegniaceae. Gene Ontology annotation, biological process: protein refolding. Gene Ontology annotation, molecular function: Hsp70 protein binding. The coding region runs from base 1 to 987 and encodes 328 amino acids. The record is from RefSeq and is a predicted model, not a curated record.
AUGCGGGGCGGUGGCUUUGAGAGCUUCUUUGGUGGCGAUGGCCUUGGCAAAGGCGCGCCCCACGGCAAUGUCGACAACUCCCAGUACUCCAAGACAGCCUCGGAGGAGGACCUCGCGCACCCGCUCACGGUGUCGCUUGAGGAUCUGUACAACGGCAAGACGGUCAAGCUCGCCGUGAGCCGCGAUAUGCUCUGUGGUGCUUGCGAAGGUCGUGGCGGCAAGGCCGGUGCAGAGAAAAGCUGUGGCACGUGCAACGGCCGUGGCAUGCGCAUCCAGCACCGCCAGAUCGGCCCCAACAUGGUCCAGCAGGUCCAGUCGGUCUGUCCCGACUGCCGUGGUCGAGGCAAGACGAUCAACGAGUUGGAUCGCUGCAAGGCGUGCAAGGGUAACAAGGUCUCGAAGGAACGCAAGGUCCUACAAGUCAACAUCGAGAAGGGCAUGCGCAACGGCCAGCGCAUCACGUUCAUGGGCGAGGGCGACCAGGCGCCUGGCACGACUGCCGGCGACAUUGUGUUUGUCGUCCAGGAGAAGCAGCACGCGAUCUUCCAGCGCAAGGGCGACAACCUUAUCAUGGAGAAGAAGAUCACGCUUGUCGAGGCGCUUUGCGGCUUCGAGACGAUCGUCGAGCACCUUGAUGGCCGCCUUUUGCAUGUCAAGACCAAGCCCGGCGAGGUCAUCAAGCCGAACCAGCUCAAGGCGGUGCACGGCGAAGGCAUGCCGCAGCACGGCAACCCGUUCUUAAAAGGCGAGCUCGUCAUCUUGUUCAAGAUUGAAUUCCCGACGUCCAUGUCGGCGUACCAGGUCCGUGCGCUCCAGAGCGUGUUUGCCUUGCCCGAGCCCGUCCGUCCUCGCUACAGCGAUUCGGAAGAGUGCUUCCUCGACGACUUUGAUGCGAAGGCCGCCCAGCGAGAGGCCCAGCAGGAGGCGUACGACUCGGACGACGACGAUUGUGGCCAGCCCCGUGGCGUCCAGUGCCAGCAGCAAUAA